AUGGCUUCAGACGAAAUUGUCUGGCAGGUGAUUAACCAGCAGUUUUGCUCCUACAAACUCAAAACCGACAAGGGCCAAAAUUUCUGUCGCAAUGAAUACAAUGUUACUGGAUUCUGCAAUCGCCAGUCUUGUCCAUUGGCAAACUCUCGAUAUGCGACCGUUCGAUCUGAUCCGAGCACUGGUGCUAUGUACCUUUACAUGAAAACAGCUGAACGCUCCCAUAUGCCUAAUAAGUGGUGGGAGAAGAUCCGGUUAUCCUCGAAUUACGCAAAAGCCCUCGGACAACUCGACGAACGCCUGAUAUACUGGCCCAAGUUUUUGAUUCACAAAUGUAAACAGCGUCUUACUCGACUUACUCAGGUUAACAUACGGAUGAAGAAGCUUGCCAAAGAGGAGGAGCGCCUGGGUGAAAAACUGGUUCCAAAGCUUGCUCCUAAAAUAAGGAGACGAGAGGAGACGAGGGAACGAAAAGCAGAAGCAGCCGCGAAACUCGAGCGGGCUAUUGAGAGAGAGCUUAUCGAGCGAUUAAGAAGUGGAGCGUAUGGCGAACAACCUCUCAACGUGCAAGAAAACAUAUGGAAGAAGGUUCUUAAGGGCCUUGAGAGGCAAGGAGAAGGCGAGCGUGACGAAGACCUCGACGAAGGGAUUGAAGAUGAACUGGAAGAGGAAGAAGAAGAAGAAGAAGCCUACAACUGGACCCAAGAGGAAACGGCCUGCACCGCCUUCCAGACCCCGUAA
Molecule: messenger RNA, 738 nt
Organism: Arthroderma uncinatum
Lineage: Eukaryota; Fungi; Ascomycota; Eurotiomycetes; Onygenales; Arthrodermataceae
Product: 66S preribosome component MAK16
Exons: 3
Coding region: 1-738 (245 amino acids)
Biological process (GO): maturation of 5.8S rRNA; maturation of LSU-rRNA
Cellular component (GO): nucleolus; preribosome, large subunit precursor
Source: RefSeq, a predicted model, not a curated record